Corylus avellana is the source of this 507-nucleotide messenger RNA. RefSeq lists its product as uncharacterized. Lineage: Eukaryota; Viridiplantae; Streptophyta; Magnoliopsida; Fagales; Betulaceae. The record is from RefSeq and is a predicted model, not a curated record.
UCUGUUCUCCCUUCUAGGCUCUUCUUUUCUGUAAUUCACUCUCAAGAAUAUAGAUCAAAAGCCUCAUACGUAAAGAAGGGUUCUUUUGCUGCUUUCUCUUCCAUUCAGAUCAGCCAUGGGAGGAGGCAAUGGUCAGAAGGCCAAGAUGGCACGUGAGAAGAACCUGGAGAAGCAAAAAGCCGCCGGCAAGGGAAGCCAACUUGACUCUAACAAGAAGGCCAUGACCAUCCAGUGCAAGGUUUGCAUGCAGACAUUCAUAUGUACCACAUCAGAGGUGAAGUGCAGGGAACACGCGGAAGCAAAGCACCCAAAGGCUGAUCUUUUUACUUGUUUCCCACAUCUUAAAAAAUGACAAUUAAACUGCAGAUUCAGACUGUUUGUUGAAUAUUAUCACUAUUAUGUAUUUUGCUGCUCUGUGACCAACUUCUUCAUUGAAGAAGCUAAUAUGUUCCAGAUGACUUUGGCAAUAAAUUCUGCUAAGAAAAUGAUAUUUAGCAUCUGACUUUA